Vigna radiata var. radiata (mung bean) is the source of this 1370-nucleotide messenger RNA. RefSeq names its product E3 ubiquitin-protein ligase PUB23. The coding region runs from base 7 to 1248 and encodes 413 amino acids. The transcript has a single exon. Gene Ontology annotation, molecular function: ubiquitin protein ligase activity. The record is from RefSeq and is a predicted model, not a curated record. Gene Ontology annotation, biological process: protein ubiquitination. Lineage: Eukaryota; Viridiplantae; Streptophyta; Magnoliopsida; Fabales; Fabaceae.
UAUACCAUGACAGAAAUUGAAAUUCCUCAGUUUUUUGCUUGUCCCAUUUCGCUUCAGAUCAUGAAGGACCCUGUGACAACCGUUACGGGCAUAACCUACGACAGAGAAAGCAUAGAAUACUGGUUGUUGAAAUCCAAACAUUGCACGUGUCCAAUCACAAAGCAACCAUUGCCGCGAAACGCAGAGUUCUUAACCCCAAACCACACGCUUCGGAGGUUAAUCCAAGCGUGGUGUUCAGCGAAUGAAGCAAACGGUGUCGAUCAGAUUCCGACACCGAAAGCCCCUCUUAGCAAUGCCAACGUUGAGAUGCUCGUGAAGGAUCUCGAAGUUCCUCCACGCUUUCAAAACGCAAUGGAGAAGUUGCAUAACCUUGCAGUAGAGAACGAGAGGAACAGAAGAUGUAUGGCUUCAGCGGGUGUUGCAGAAGCUAUGGUGGACGUGAUCACAAAGAGUUUCAAGCAGGGAAAAACGACGUCGUGCGUUGAGGAGGCUCUGAGGAUUCUUCGUUUGCUUUGGAGCAGUGCCAAUGUGGUGGACAGUAACCACAUGAAGCGCUUGGUACGUCAUAACUUUGACUUUCUGAACUCGUUGACGUGGGUUUUGCAGCUUCAAACUAAGAACAACCUCAAGGUAAUAAACGAAGCAUUACCUUUAUUGAAAUUGACAAUUGAAGCUAAAGAUUCAACCCCUUUAGGAAAUCUAGGGCUUGAAUUCUUCAGAGUGGUUGUGAACGUGAUGAAAAAUAGAGAACUCUCUCAGCAAGCUAUUAAAUCUGCACUGCAUGUGCUCAUAGAAACGUGUCCUUUGGGGAGAAAUAGAACGAAGAUAGUUGAAGCAGGUGCGGUGCAGGAUCUCGUUGAACUUGCGCUUGAAAAACCAGAAAAGAAUCUAACAGAACUGAUAUUCAUCCUUUUGGCGCAUCUGUGUUCUUGUGCUGAUGGGAGAGACCAGUUUGUGCAGCAUGCUGCAGGCAUUGCUGUGGUUUCCAAAAGGAUCCUUAGGGUUUCUCCAACCACCGAUGAUCGAGCUCUUCAUAUAUUUUCCUUGAUUUCAAAGUUUUCAGCGUCUAAUGAAGUCGUGCAAGAGAUGCUGAGGGUUGGUGCUGUGUCAAAGCUUUGCAUGGUGCUGCAAGCAGAUUGUGCUUCCCAUUUGAAAGAAAAGGCAAGAGGUGUACUUAGGCUACACUCCAAAACAUGGAACAAUUCUCCCUGUAUUCAAGUAUAUUUGUUAACCAGAUUCCAAAGGUGAUUGAUAAUUGAAGCUCCAAAUCCUUUUUUGUUCUCAAAAAUAUUUCUGGCUGUUUUCAUACCCUUUAUUCUGCCCUUAUAAUCUAUAUACAUAGCUUGUAUCAUGUCAAGUGUACAUAUUUU